AUGGUUAUUAUAACGGGUAAUGACCUUCUUGAAAUUUUGAAAAAGAUUGGCUCAUACAUUAAUCUACUUGCAAUUUAUGUCAUUAUUAGAUAUAACAGGCUAGAUUUGUCAUACACAGUACAAGCUCUGAGCCAAUAUAUGCAACAUCCUAAAACUACACACUGGGAAGCACUUCAGGACACAUUGAAUUAUGCUCACUCUACUUGUGGACAAGGCAUUGUUCUAUUAGGAACAAACCAAAUUACUUUACAAGCUUUCUCAAAUAGUGAUUGGGCUUCUUGUCCAAACUCAAGAAGGUCCAUAACUGGCUAUAUCCUACUCCUAGGUAAAUCCCCUAUAUCUAAGAAAUCCAAGAAACAAAGCACAAUAUCAAGAUUUAGCUCUGAAGCUGAGUAUAGAGCAAUGGUAGCAGUGCUGCUGAGGUCACUUGGAUGGUUAGAUUGCUAG
This is a messenger RNA of Amaranthus tricolor (Joseph's coat), 447 nucleotides long. RefSeq lists its product as uncharacterized. The coding region runs from base 1 to 447 and encodes 148 amino acids. The record is from RefSeq and is a predicted model, not a curated record. NCBI's taxonomy places the organism in Eukaryota, Viridiplantae, Streptophyta, Magnoliopsida, Caryophyllales, Amaranthaceae. The transcript has 2 exons.